UCCCCAGAGGCCGCGUCGGAGCCUUGGCGGCGGCGGCGACGACGGCGGCGCGCACGGCCCGAGGAGAGCUGCUUGCCUGGAAGCGGCGGCGGCCCUCGAGACCCACCCGAGGCGCGUCCCCUUCGGCCUCCCCGGGCUACCAGGCCGCAGCGCCCGCGCCCCUUUAGCUCGCUCGCUCGCCUUCCUUCCCUGCGGCCCGCUGCGCCAUGGCGUUGGCGUUGGCGGCGCUGGCGGCGGUGGAGCCGGCUUGCGGCAGUCGGUACCAGCAGUUGCAGAAUGAGGAAGAGCCUGGAGAGCCAGAACAGGCUGGAGGCGACGCCCCUCCACCUUACAGCAGCAUCUCUGCAGAGAGCGCAGCAUAUUUUGACUACAAAGAUGAGUGUGGAUUUCCAAAGCCUCCUUCCUAUAAUGUGGCGACAACGCUGCCCAGCUACGAUGAAGCUGAGAGAACCAAGGCUGAAGCUACUAUCCCCUUGGUUCCUGGAAGAGAUGAGGAUUUUGUGGGUAGAGAUGACUUUGAUGAUGCUGACCAGCUGAGGAUAGGAAAUGAUGGGAUUUUCAUGUUAACUUUUUUCAUGGCAUUCCUCUUCAACUGGAUUGGAUUUUUUCUGUCUUUUUGCCUCACCACCUCAGCUGCAGGAAGAUAUGGGGCCAUUUCAGGAUUUGGUCUCUCUCUAAUUAAGUGGAUCCUGAUUGUCAGGUUUUCCACCUAUUUCCCUGGAUAUUUUGAUGGUCAGUACUGGCUCUGGUGGGUGUUCCUGGUUUUAGGCUUUCUCCUGUUUCUCAGAGGAUUUAUCAAUUAUGCAAAGGUUCGGAAGAUGCCAGAAACUUUCUCAAAUCUCCCCAGGACCAGAGUUCUCUUUAUUUAUUAAAGAUGUUUUCUGGCAAAGGCCUUCCUGCAUUUAUGAAUUCUCUCUGAAGAAGCAAGAGAACACCUGCAGGAAGUGAAUCAAGAUGCAGAACACAGAGGAAUAAUCACCUGCUUUAAAAAAAUAAAAGUACUGUUGAAAAAGAUCAUUUCUCUUUAUUUGUUCCUAGGUGUAAAAUUUUAAUAGUUAAUGCAAAAUUCUGUAAUCAUUGAAUCAUUAGUGGUUAAUGUUUGAAAAAUCUCUCACAAUCAAGUAUGUGAUGUAUUAAUAAUGCCUUAUCUAUUGUUUGUAGUCAUUUUAAAUAGCAUGAGCCUUGCCCCUGUAGUCAGUAGGGGGCAGUCUUGCUUUAUUCAUCCUCCAUCUCAAAAUGAACUUGGAAUUAAGUAUUUUAGUGUAAGAUAUGUAUAAUGCUGGCCAUUUUAAAGGGGGUUUUCUCAAAAGUUAAAACUUUUGUUUUGGCUGCAUUUCUGCACAUAAUCCAUACUCGCUGUUAAAAUUAAUCUAGAAAUUUAUUCACUUGUACUGUGAAGACCUGGAAGCAAAAUCAUAGUGCAAAAUACAUUUAAGGUGUGGUCAAGAAUAUGUUCUUAAUUGGUAAAAAAAAAUAAGUAUUAAUUUUUUUAUAGUCUGUAUUCUGAAUUUUGCAGUACCUUAUUGUUCUGUGUUAUGAACCUAAAAAAUUGUAAAGUUGUUGUCACUGUAUAAAAUAAAAAGGGCAAGGACAAAUGCAGCUUAUUUACUAAGAUGGAAUUCUUGACACUUUCUAUGUGAUUAGAGUCCCUACCCCCCCUUUUUUCCUUUUUUUAGGCGGAGGGGGGGGUAGGGGUGGGUGGGGUGGUUUCUCCUGAUGAUUAGGCUAGGGGCUGGGGUAGGGAGGGGAAUAUGUACUUAGGAGCAAAGAAUGGAUUAGUUUGGAACUUUUGAGAUGAUCCCUAACAUACUGUAGUACUACUUGCUUUUACAACGUGUUAGCAGAAACCGAUGAGUUAUAAACGUAGAAUGAUGUGCUUUCUGCCAAGUGGUAAUUCACCUUGGUUUGCUAUGUUAAAACUGUAAAUACAACAGAACAUUAAUAAACGUCUCUUGUGUAGCAACUUUUGCUGUA
This is a messenger RNA of Enhydra lutris kenyoni (northern sea otter), 1974 nucleotides long. Its product is annotated as Nedd4 family interacting protein 1. The coding region runs from base 207 to 872 and encodes 221 amino acids. Gene Ontology annotation, molecular function: WW domain binding. The transcript has 8 exons. Gene Ontology annotation, cellular component: perinuclear region of cytoplasm; Golgi apparatus; endoplasmic reticulum. Gene Ontology annotation, biological process: metal ion transport; ubiquitin-dependent protein catabolic process; positive regulation of protein ubiquitination. The record is from RefSeq and is a predicted model, not a curated record. Lineage: Eukaryota; Metazoa; Chordata; Mammalia; Carnivora; Mustelidae.